AGCCAUCUUGGUCCUGCAGUUCCAAGAGGACAGGGUUGCUACCACUAGUUCAGUGGGAACCUACGCUGGAUCUCUUGACAGAGGGAAGAAGAUGAAUUCUGUCACUCUGUGUGCAAGAUUUCAACUGUUUAUUCUUCAUGGCUGGGCGACAUUUUUCCACUUGCAAGACACAGAGGGAAAGACAGUUAUGAUGCUUGUUGGAGAAUUAUGGGUAGAGCGGGUUAGGCCUGUUAUAGCCAGAAACUGGAAUUUCCAGUUACUUAAACAGCAGCUGAGGAUGUACAGGUGGUAUCACAUAUGUUUCACCUACGACCAUUCAGCACAACUGAUAACAACAUAUAUAGAUGGGAAGCUUAACAACUAUCAAGCAUACAACGUUGGACGUCCUGUCUUUGGAGACAAAGCAACCGUUGGACAAGGAGAUAACAAGGAAAGGAGUUUUAGUGGAAAAUUAAGUCAGGUAAACAUAUGGGACAGAGCUCUAGAUAUGGAAGAGAUAAGAAGUAUCAGUACUUGUCAGUUAGACCUCCAAGGGAAUUAUAUCUCUUGGGAUACUGGCUGGGUCUUGGAAAAGGUAUCCAGUUACGAAUCCCCUUUGGAAGAUUUCUGCCAUGAAGAUAAAAGCCACUCUCGCUUUUGGUUUCCUCAACUAUCAUUUGACACUGCUCAGUACUUGUGUGAAGCUCUGGGUGCUAUGUUACCACGAGUAACUGUCCUGAAGGAUGUCAUUGCCUUGAGUGAGGAGGCAAAUAAGACUUUUCCAGAUUCAACUGCCUGUUCUUUUGAAUACUGGACGUCUUUAUCAGAUAAAGAAGAAGAGGGUAUUUGGAGAUACGGUAAUUUAGAAAAACUAGACAACCCUCUUUGGAUGGGACAAGAACCAAAUGGAUUACAUUAUGAGAAUUGCGCUGUCUUGACCACUCAAGGACUGGCAGAUAUCGAUUGCAAAGUAGACAGAAAGUGUGUUGUAUGUUCAUUCUCUGAAAUGCCUAGGUUCUCAUUGCUAGGGUCUUGUGAAACAGAACUUCGAAACAUCUAUUUCAUCCCGUAUCAGAAACAUCUGGUGAAGUUCAUUUCAUGGGUUAUGGCGCUUACAAUAUCAGAAGGGAAAAUGACCGCUGGAUUUGGGUGGAUGAUGUCAAGAUUGACGAUUGCCAUAAUGGAAAAGACAGAACCAGAUUUCCCAAUGGGAAGGAGAUGGUGGCUACUCAAAAGUCCUGUGUGCCAACAAGAUCAAGGGGAAAGGCAUCGUCUCCUGCUAACCCCAUGUGAUGCGAAUGAGUUCACUUGUGAUGAUGGAAGCUGCAUAGCUCACCACAAGAGAUGUGACCUCAAGUAUGAUUGCCGCGACAACAGUGAUGAAGCAGCAUGUGUGAUGAUUGAUAAGCCGACUGGAUACCAACGCCAUCUCCCUCCAAGAUCAACUGAGUUCGAAGAUUCCUCUCUUCAACUGACUCUGUCUGUCAGGGUUGGAAAUUUGUUUGUGAAAACCAUGGAUAUGGCCAUUGAUGUCUCCUUUGAACUUGAGGUCACAUGGAAGGACAGUAGACUUCGGUAUCUAGAUCUCAAAGUCAAUAGUACUCUGAAUAUUCUACCACUUGAAGUCAUGAAGACUCUUUGGACCCCCCAAGUCACUUUUGUCAACACAAUAGGUAACCAACACACUCAUGUGGAUGAAUACACAACCUUGGUUAUUACGCGGAUUUCUGACAAAAAACAACGAGAUGAAAAGGCCCCAGCUGAAGUGGAUGUCUAUUCUGGGACUCUGAACAGCCUAUCCAUCAAAAGGAAGUAUGAUCUCACAUUCACCUGUAGCUUAAAGCUUAAGUUUUAUCCUUUUGAUUUUCAAGAGUGCUCUAUGCACUUCAAGGUGACUUCAGCUCCAAAGAAUUUUUUGCACUUCGACCCAGUGAAUUCUUCUGCUAGGUACUUUGGCGAGCGACAUUCAACUGAAUAUUAUGUGGGAAACCUGAAACUGAAGCCUGAUGAAUCGGGAGUCUACAGUUCGAUGCAGAUACUGGUCCCACUCAGACGUCAAUCUGGAUACGCCAUCCUGAACAUCUACAUCCCGACCUUCGUGCUGCUGAUCAUAAGUUACAUCACCCUCUUCAUCAGGACAGAUAUGUUUGAUGUCAGGAUGAUGGGAGCUCUGACCGUGCAAUUGGUCAUUGCAACAUUGUUUUCUCAGGUAUCGGAGUCACUCCCAAAAACUUCAUACUUUAAGAUGGUUGACGUGUGGCUCCUGUUUUGCAUUGGGAUCACCUUUCUCAUCAUUAUCUUUCAUGCCAUCAUCGACAAUGCCAUCCACAAAAGGCCGAGCAAAGAAGGAGGGGAGACUUCAGCAAGUUCUAAGGUUGCAUGGAAACCCAUUCUGUCUAAGAGCAAAGCGUUUUGUGUCAUGGGAACCAGGGACAACGCCGGAGAACGACUGGUUAAAUAUUCAAAGAUUAUUGUAUUAAUUUCUUUCAUUUUCUUCAAUAUUGUAUACUGGGGGUAUACAUUAUCAUAGGGUCACCGGUGGUGUCUGGAAAGUAUUCAUGGGAGGUGCUUGAGAUAGUCCUAAUUUACUUUAAGAAUAUUCUAGCAAUUCACAUUUUGACUAAAGAUAGUGAAGCUGUUCCAGUUUGGAUCGAAGAUAAUGAAGUCAUUUUCAUCUAUCUUGGAUAUAGUCUGGCAGCUCUUCUCAGAACCGGUGAUAAUUCAGCAGUUUCAAGAUUGACUUAAGAAUGCCCACGGGUUUUCUACCUGGGGUAUGCCAAGGGUCUGCCAGGGGGUUAUGCACUCCCCAUGGCACUCGAAUGAAUGUUAGAUGCCGACCUCCAAUGUGCUUUAGCAAAAUCUGUUCCUCGGCCAACUAGGAUAGUUAAUGUAAACAGUUUCAGCCAUUUUAUUAACUAGCAUUGCAGCUGAUGUAGUAAUAAUGUUCUUUGGUUUUGUAGCUCAGUACCAUAACCUUCAAAAUUUGCUGCAUAACCAGAGGUAAAUAAUUUUAAAAAAUUGUCUUUUUUAUGGAAUUCUUUAUGUUUACAAUAUUAUUAGUCAUGUCAGGAGAGUUAUGUACUUAUUUCCCCUUGUACAGGUUUUCUGAGUUGGUUUUGGUUUCCAAGUUAUCCAAAAUGAACGGGGUACAUUACUGACAUUACAAAUACACGAAAGGGUAGGUGGGGAGGAAAAAGUUGAAAACUCCUGCUAGUAGUUCUGAUUAGGCUUUGAAAGGGUACAACAAUUUCCAUUUCAGUUCAAGAUAAUGUUAUGAGCAGUUGUAGUUAGGACUAGUUAGUUAAUUUGUCUGAAAGUAAAUUUCCACUGAUCUCUCAUUUCUUCCUUUGGGCAUUAAAAAAAAGUAAGGCUCUACCCUACUAUCCAAAAUGCAAGAAAAGUUUUCAUUUCUCCAGAUUCUCUGCAUUCCAGCGAAGAUGCAACUUCUUUCCUUAUGAUCUUUUAAGUCUAUGAAAACGCAAGCUGGCAGAA
Molecule: messenger RNA, 3471 nt
Organism: Macrobrachium nipponense
Lineage: Eukaryota; Metazoa; Arthropoda; Malacostraca; Decapoda; Palaemonidae
Biological process (GO): signal transduction; chemical synaptic transmission; monoatomic ion transmembrane transport
Cellular component (GO): synapse; neuron projection; plasma membrane
Molecular function (GO): extracellular ligand-gated monoatomic ion channel activity; protein binding; neurotransmitter receptor activity
Source: RefSeq, a predicted model, not a curated record